Messenger RNA from Cyprinus carpio (common carp), 2059 nucleotides. Its product is annotated as H-2 class I histocompatibility antigen, Q9 alpha chain-like. The record is from RefSeq and is a predicted model, not a curated record. Gene Ontology annotation, cellular component: external side of plasma membrane. Bases 140 to 1246 code for a protein of 368 amino acids. Gene Ontology annotation, biological process: immune response. The transcript is spliced from 5 exons. Lineage: Eukaryota; Metazoa; Chordata; Actinopteri; Cypriniformes; Cyprinidae.
AUUGGCUAGAACUUCAGGCGUUUGUGCAGAAACAUUUCACCAGUUCAACAUCGACAUCCGAAGUUUCUAAAUCAUUUAUUUUAAGUAAAGUCUCCAGAAGGAUUUUCUGAAAGGAAUUGUUUCUCAUGCAAAAGGAAGGAUGCGGCAUGUACUGCUUUUGCUCCUUGGAGCUCAUCUUGCCUCUGCUGGAACACACUCUCUGAGAUACUUCUUUUCUGCUGUGUCUGGAAUCAGUGACUUCCCAGAGUUCACUAUUGUUGGUCUGGUUGAUGAUCAGCAGUUUAUGUAUUUUGACAGUAACAUAAAGAAAGCUGUGCCGAAGACAGAGUGGAUGAGACAGAGUGAGGGAGCAGAUUACUGGGACAGACAGACUCAGAUUGGUAUUGGCCAGCAUCAGGCCUACAAAAACAACAUCCAGGUCGCAAAGGAACGCUUCAACCAGACAACAGGUGUGCACACAGUCCAGGUGAUGUACGGCUGUGAGUUUGAUGAUCAGACUGGAGAAACAAAUGGGUUUCGUCAGGAAGGUUAUGAUGGAGAGGACUUUCUGUAUCUGGAUCUGAAGGAGAUGAGAUGGAUUACUCCAGUGAUGCAAGGAAUCCCCACCGUACAGAAGUGGAACAAUAACAGAGCUCUUCUUGAGGGUAGAAAACAUUACUUCAACACUGUGUGCAUCGAGUGGUUGAAGAAGUAUCUGCAGUAUGGAAAGAGCAGCCUGAAGAAAACAGCUCCUCCUCAUGUGUCUCUGCUGCAGAAGUCUUCCUCGUCUCCAGUCACGUGUCAUGCUACAGGUUUUUACCCCAGUGGAGUAAUAAUCUCCUGGAUGAAGAAUGACCAAGAUCAUGAUGAGGAUGUGGAUCUUGGUGAACUUCUUCCCAAUGAGGACGGGACCUUUCAGAGGUCGAGCACCAUCAUAGUUACACCUGAAGAGUGGAAGAAGAACAAGUUCAGCUGUGUGGUGGAGCACCAGGGCAAAACCAUGACAGCGAAUGAGAUCAGGACUAACCCGGAACAUCCACAGACAGCAGAUGGAAAUGAAGAAGCUGAAGUCCAGCCGUGUACUUCCCAAUCCACUCGUUGUACCCCUUCACAGAGGCGCACCGGUGCACAAGUCCUGACCGACGAGGUGCUCACUAGUCAAGAUGCCCUCACACUUGCCGUUAAGGACGUGGCAGCUGGCCUACGGGAAAUAAAUGAGUCACUGAAUAAACUGAUAGCAUUGCUUGGCAGUCACAGAAGUGCAUAAAUGUGAAUUAAAUAUAUUCCCUAAAACUUUUUUGCAAUCAUUAAAGCACUUUUACAAAUUCCAUUUACUCAAUUACAGAAUGUGCACUGCAGCAAACUACAAAAGCUAUUCAAAAAUAUAGAAUGAGAUUAUAUACCAUUAUAAACAUUGUAUCAACUGAAAGCGUGCUUGAAGCGCUGCUUGGGCUGGCGCGUGCAUCUCAUCAGCGUGCCACAACGUUUAGUAUGUUACAGCUGGCAUCACAAUUUUUGUUUGUUUGUUUUCUUUUUUCUUUAUCUGAAAUCUCAAAUGUUGAAUGUUGGUCAAGUGUUUACUAUAAGGAAAAACCUUUGAGCAUCAUUAGAAAUAGACAAAUUUCACACGCGUGUUCUUAUUGCUUUUAGUAAGUUUACUACAUGAGUAUUGUUCAACACAGUCAAUGACCAUGUACUGUGCAAAUCAUUCAAUGUUCAAAAAGUUACACGUACUUGUUUAUACAGAGUACACUUACAAUCUUUAAAGUAAUUGAUGAGGCGUUAUUUUGUAUCAUUACACACUACCUUCCACUCCUCAUUUUUCCCGUUCAUGCCUUUUUCUUUCCCCCUCAGUUACGUUUUCUGUACCUCUUUUAUACCACUCAUCUUCCUUUCUUCUAGUUCUGUGUAAUAUUAGAGAAACUUCGAUGUUUAAUUAAAUGGAUGUUUAAGCACUUGUGUUCUUAAAUGGCUUUUUAAAACAUGUUUUCCUAACAAGAAUUUGUAUUCUCAAACCACUGUUAAAGCUUGUACAACAUUGCUUGAAUUUAUUUCAAUAAAAUUUUUACAUUUUUGAGCA